Molecule: messenger RNA, 1899 nt
Organism: Liolophura sinensis
Lineage: Eukaryota; Metazoa; Mollusca; Polyplacophora; Chitonida; Chitonidae
Product: stomatin-like protein 1
Exons: 9
Coding region: 243-1490 (415 amino acids)
Cellular component (GO): plasma membrane
Source: RefSeq, a predicted model, not a curated record
GAAAUGCCUGUUACUCCUAAUGUAAAUUUUCAUAUACAUGUACUUACAGUAUCAAAGAUAUGCAGCCACAGUGGUAUAAAUGACACAAGCAUUCCAGCAAAGAAAGAGUCGAGCAGACUGUUGCAACAAAUUUGAAAAAGAGGUUCCAGGAUGAGUUAACCUGCCCACAGAGGACUUCGUAAUCUGCGCACAGAGGAUUUCAGCCUUUUUCCUUUAAUUUUGUGUUUGUCUCUGUUGAGGAGAUGUCUGUCAAAUACAUGCCUGUGCCACUGAACGAUCCAAGUUAUCCAGAUGGGUCUGUCAGCCUGGAUAUGGGCUCAGCAUUUUCCUACGGGGACAAGUUCUCCAUUGAAAGACGCUAUAAGUCCAUAUUCAACUACGGCGGCCAUGGAGACAGUGGUGAUAUGUUCUGUGAACAGUAUGCUGAACCGACCUUUUUCUCAAAAUGUGCUCAUGUUUUGAUCACUGCACUGGCCUAUCUCCUAGUGGUGCUAACAUUCCCAGUAUCUCUCAUCUUCUGUUUGAAGUCUAUUCCACAGUAUGAGCAGGUGGUUGUAUUCAGACUUGGCCGCAUCCAGAAAACCAAAGGACAGGGUUUGAUCUUCAUCUUACCUUGUAUUGACAUCCUACACAAAGUGGAUAUGAGGAUGAGAGCCUUCAGUGUCCCUCCACAACAGGUUAUCACCCAGGAUGGGGCUGUGGUGGAGAUGGGAGCUAACAUCUACUUCAGGAUAGCCCAGGUCAGUCAGUCAGUGACCAGUGUCCAGGACCUCAACUAUUCCACACGUAUCCUCUUCCAAACCGCUUUAACCAAGCUGUUGACCAGGAAGCGAUUGGCCGAACUGGACAUGGACAAAGUUGCCAUCUGCCAAGAACUACAGGCUGACACAAACAAGGGGGCAGCUAAAUGGGGUGUGGAGGUGACCAGGGUGGAAAUCCCACAGGUAAAGGUGUUGAAAGAGCCCAACCCCCCACGUAUGGGACAAAUGAUGUUCCCCCCAGGAAUGGCUGUACCCCCAGCCUUUCAAAAGCUCACAGAAGCUUUCAUGGCAGCCACAGGUCCGGGUCAGAGUGGCCAUAUCCUGCCCACAGGAGCAACCAUAUCUAACAAACUGCCUGAGUUUCAGGCAGCCCAGAUUGACCAGUCCAGCCUGUCGUCUGCAGCUGAGCUUAUAUCCGCUGUUACCCGAGUUCUCAGUGACACACUGGUCAAACAAGUGGAUGCGGUCUUUCAGUUUGAAGUAACAGGGGUAAACGGAGGAAUCUACUACCUGGAUCUGAAACAUGGUGGAGGUUCAGUGGGGGAAGGACCACCCCAUUGUGACCCUGAUGCGACCUUGACCCUUGACAUUGAAGACCUGAAGGCUAUGUUCAGUGAGCAGCUGAACCCACUGCAAGCCUACAUGAGCGGUCGCCUUAGAGUAGCAGGAGAUCUCUCAGCUGCCAUGAAACUGGAGGACUUGGUGAAACGUCUCAACUCAAAAUCAUAAUAUCAUUGCAUUGUACAACACUUUGGGUGGUCGGAGCACAAAUGUACAUAUUUUCAUGUAGCCUUUUUUUUUUGUUGGCAUUGAUUUACAUUGAUUUUUAAUGAUUCAUAAGCGAUAUCAGACUAAUUCGAAUAAUGUGAUAUGUUAAUUCAGUAAUCCAACUAAUAAGCUCUUCGAAACUUCUAAUUCGAUUUCGAAACAUGGUAAAGCUGAAGACAACAAAAUGAGAAUGGUCACAAGAACUGUACCUGUAUAUCAAGCAUUGGAGGGCCUCCGUGGCUCAGUUGGUUAGUACGCUAGCGCAGCGUAAUGACCCAAGAGUUUCUCACCAAUGCGGUCGCUGUGAGUUCAAGUCCAGCUCAUGCUGGCUUCCUCUCCGGCCGUAUGUGGGAAGGUUUGCCAGCAACCU